AAUAUCUCACCGGAAUCAACAGUUUAUCUCGAAACGUGUGACAACAAGCCUUGUGUGAUUAUAAUGUGAAUAUUUAGUUAAUUUCCUACUGUGUACAAGUGCCUACUAUGUGUGAUGCAAGUUCAAUCGAGUUUACAGCAAAAUGCGCACCAGAAACAAAGCAGCUACGUCCAGUAGAGGAACUGGACCAAGCUCUAAAAGAAUGCAAGUUCGGAAGGUUCCACCUGAGGCUUCUCCUCACGUCGCUCGUCAGGAACAUUGCUGGGAACUUGGUCCAUACCAGCACACCCUUCUUACUGACCAGUGCGGAAUGCGACCUGAAAAUGGACUUGGUGGAUAAAGGACUACUUAAUGCUAUGCCUUACGUUGGAAUGGCAAUCUCGGCAGUGGGAGCAGGAUUUCUAACCGACACAUUUGGGAGAAAAAAAUUCAUCCUUUGCGGUUACUUCGGGAUAUUCGUUAUGAUGUCUAUAGCUGGAUGCAGUCAAACAUAUUCCAUGUUGGUCAUCGCAAAAUUUUUUGAAGGAUUUUUAUUCGGAAUAGCUCACACCGCAUCAGUGACUCUCAUGUCAGAGUUCUGUCACCAAGGCAUUCGGGACCAGAUCAUGCUGUGUCAGUUCUCUUUCGUCUCGCUCGCACAGGUGUCAAUCGCCCUUAUGUCGUGGGGGGUGCUUACGCAGGAGUGGCGGUAUACGAUAUUCAAUGGAUACUUAGCGUUCAAUACCUGGAACUUUUACCUAAUAAUAAUGGCGCAAUGGAGCUUCCUCGCCUGGCUUCUUCAGCUAUUUAUACCGGAAAGCCCGAAGUAUUUACUCACACAACACAAAUACGAAGAGGCUCGUGAAAUUUUGAUAACCAUUUACAAAGAAAACACUGGGAAAUCGGCGGAAACGUUUCAGUACGUCAAUUUAUGGAAAAACAUGAAAAGAACAGAAGACGAGCCAAAACAACCAGUCUCAGGAUUUAGUCACCACCUGGUGAUGGGACUUCGAAAUGUCAAGCUGAAAUUUACGAAGCCCUUGGCCCUAAGGCUGACCCAGCUGUGUAUGGCAAAUGUGAUGAUUUUAUCAUUAUACAAUGUCCUCCGACUCUGGUUUCCCCAAAUCUCGACAAUCGUUGAACACUACUCCGACAAAGGGGCAGACCUGUGCGUCAUGCUUGACUCGUAUACUGAGGACCUGAAGACCAGGGCUACCAACACAACUGGGUCUGACGUGUGCAUACCGAUAAAAAGCGGCCCUGAAACCUACAUCAACAGCGUCAUAAUUGGUUUGGUCUGCUUUCUCCCGUACUGCAUCAACGGGGUGCUGGUGAAACGGCUUGGGAAAAAGCCCCUCUCCUUAGGCGGGGGUGUGAUAGCCAUCGGAGGAAUCCUCGCCCUCCGAUGGGCCAGUUCGAAGACGGCUGUGGUGUCACUCUUCUCAAUAAAUGCUGCUGUUCUGCAGUCUAUGACUACCAACAACUUUGUUUUCACGAUGGAAAUCUUCCCGACUUCUAUAAGAGCAUUCGCGACCUCAAUCGUCAUGACGAUGGGUCGCUUUGGCACACUGAUUGGGAACGUGUCGUUCCCUGUGCUCCUCAAUAUGGGGUGCAGUGUACCCUUCUUCACGAUGACGGGACUUAUGGUUUGUGUCGUAAUAAUAUCGUGUUUCUUGCCAGGGAAAAAGAAACAGUGUAUGCAAUAACUAAGGACCAGAGUAGAGAACAAUGCGGUAUUUUAAGAUAUAGUCUGGUCGUUGAUCACGUAGAAUUUUGUCCAUUGACCCCAAGCUACCCAUCCUUAUCGCUCGCGCGUAAUUAUAUUGCUGUCGCGACUGUGCGACGGGCGCCCGCAGUGAGUGUACGAGCGCAACAGCAACAUAAUUACGCGCGAGCGAUAAGGAUGGGUAGCUUGGGGUCAUUGGACAAAAUUCUACGGGCUCAGAGACCGGGCUUUAAUACUACCGGUAACAUCUGGUGUAGUCAUCUACUUGUAAUAGGUGCAUUUUUUAAACAAAAAUGUAUAAGUUUUCAUGAACUGGUGACUGCAUAGUGUAAUUCAGACGCAUUGUAAGUUUUAAUCUCAAAUAUAUUAGUAGGUAUGCCUACGAGGCAGGGAUGUACCUAGUGAAUUGUAAAUAUUUUUAUUACAAAUAAAUUUUGGAUGAUAUUUU
This is a messenger RNA of Ostrinia nubilalis (European corn borer), 2153 nucleotides long. Its product is annotated as synaptic vesicle glycoprotein 2B-like. Gene Ontology annotation, biological process: transmembrane transport. Gene Ontology annotation, molecular function: transmembrane transporter activity. Bases 108 to 1685 code for a protein of 525 amino acids. NCBI's taxonomy places the organism in Eukaryota, Metazoa, Arthropoda, Insecta, Lepidoptera, Crambidae. The transcript has 10 exons. The record is from RefSeq and is a predicted model, not a curated record. Gene Ontology annotation, cellular component: membrane.